AUGAUGGAAGCUAAAGACCACCUAAUCAGAAUUGGGAGAGAAGAUGCUGAAAAGCUCUUCCACAAGAUGAGUGAAUUUCAUUUGACAGAAAUUGCAUUUGCGGACACACGGGAGCUGCAGGUCUUGCACUUCUCACUCUUCCUGGGCAUCUACCUGGCUGCCUUCCUGGGCAACGGACUUGUCAUCACAGCCGUAGCCUGCGACCACCGCCUCCACACCCCCAUGUACUUCUUCCUCCUCAAUCUCUCCCUCCUCGACCUUGGCUCCAUCUCCACCACUGUUCCCAAAUCCAUGGCCAAUUCCCUGUGGGACACCACAGCCAUUUCCUACUCAGGAUGUGCUGCCCAGCUCUUCCUGUUUGUCUUUUCACUUGGAGCUGAGUGUUCUCUCCUCACAGUCAUGGCCUAUGACCGCUACAUUGCCAUCUGCAGACCCCUGCACUACAGGACCAUCAUGGGCAGCAGAGCUUGUGUCCAAAUGGCAGCAUCCGCCUGGGCCAGUGGUUUUGUCAACGCUCUCCUGCACACUGCUAACACAUUUUCAAUACCACGCUGCCAAGGCAAUGCAGUAGAGCAAUUCUUCUGUGAAGUUCCCCAAAUCCUCAAGCUCUCCUGCUCAGAAUCCUACCUCAGGGAACUUGGACUUAUUGUGGUUAUUGCCUGUUUAGUCUUUGGGUGUUUCAUUUUCAUUGUGCUGUCCUACGUGCAAAUCUUCACUGCUGUGCUGAGGAUCCCCUCUGAGCAGGGCCGGCACAAAGCCUUUUCCAUGUGCCUCCCUCACCUGGCCGUGGUUUCCCUGUUUGUCAGCACUGGCCUGUUUGCCUACCUGAAGCCCCCCUCCCUCUCCCCCCGAGCUCUGGAUGUGGUGGUGGCUGUUCUGUACUCGGUGGUGCCUCCAGCAGUGAACCCCCUCAUCUACAGCAUGAGGAACAAGGAGCUCAAGGAGGCCCUGAGGAAAAUGAUUCAAUGGGAAUGA
Dromaius novaehollandiae (emu) is the source of this 975-nucleotide messenger RNA. RefSeq names its product olfactory receptor 14A16-like. Gene Ontology annotation, biological process: G protein-coupled receptor signaling pathway. Lineage: Eukaryota; Metazoa; Chordata; Aves; Casuariiformes; Dromaiidae. Gene Ontology annotation, molecular function: olfactory receptor activity; G protein-coupled receptor activity; odorant binding. Gene Ontology annotation, cellular component: membrane. The record is from RefSeq and is a predicted model, not a curated record. The transcript is spliced from 3 exons. The coding region runs from base 1 to 975 and encodes 324 amino acids.